Molecule: messenger RNA, 1738 nt
Organism: Hypoxylon fragiforme
Lineage: Eukaryota; Fungi; Ascomycota; Sordariomycetes; Xylariales; Hypoxylaceae
Product: glycoside hydrolase family 128 protein
Exons: 1
Coding region: 697-1593 (298 amino acids)
Biological process (GO): fungal-type cell wall polysaccharide metabolic process
Cellular component (GO): fungal-type cell wall
Source: RefSeq, a predicted model, not a curated record
CGGGUCAGCUCUUUUGGUGUGAAGAUGCUGCUGAUAUAAUCUUUCUGCUCUCGUACGCUUCGAAUCGCUCAAUCACGUUCGAAGUGCCUGGUAGUUACCUAACAUCAGCAAUACUUUAGUACCUGCUCUCAUAGGAAAAGCGUAAGCAAUCCAUUCCAUAAGACGCCUAUCCAAUUGAGGCCACUGAAUAUGCAGGUACGAAUAUAGCAGAUCGAGUAAGAUGGUUUCAGAAGAGAUAUUUUCCACAUUUGGCUGACGUCGUGCCGCAGCCACGCCUCUGCGUGCGUGCUGAUCUGCUCUAGCUUGGGGUAUAGAUCAGUAUAUUUUUAGAGCUGGACAUGCUAGGUUUGCAUGAAGCAAUCCAGCUAUUAACACCGUACAUCUCAUCUCUUGGGGGUGGGGUCUUUCUUGAUCCUAUUCACGGAUCUAGUUAAUCUACUGUGUUUGUACGGAUGAAAGGUAGGUAGCACGUAAAUUCUUUCCCUGCACAUGGCCCCCAGCCGUACGGUGUGGAUUGCAGAGCUGGGGAAGAGGAUAAGUAGCAGAGGAUUCCUCACGUCUUGAUCAUGAAAUAGAUCUUGUAGUUUCGUACUUGCCUACGCCUCGCUCUGUCUAUCCUCACCAGGUAGCUUGUCUCUCCAUCACCGGUCUCUCCUUUCUAUACCUACCUGCCUACCUACCUUACGACCCACCACCAUGAUGGUAGCUCAGAGCAUCAGGCAACUAGCCUGCCUAGCCGCCUGCGUCUUCUUCGCGAGCCCUACCCUAGCCGCACCCAUCGACAUCGAAAUCGGCGUGCCCAAGCUCCUCGGCGCCAGCGGCAAGCGCGUGGUACUCUGGGACCCAGUCCUCUCGAACGAGAAAGCCAGCAUCCCGGGCAUCCUCAAGUCCGCGGGCCAGCUGGCCGGGUCGAAGGCCAUCAAGUCGGUCUUCAACUGGAACACGAAGCGGCCGGCCGAGGUGCCCAAGACCAUCCCCUUCCGCCCCACGGUGUGGGGGCCGGCGCACCUGCAGGGCGACGCGUGGAGCAGCCUGGUAGCAGAAGCGGCAGCGCAGAAGGGUAAUGCCAUCGUGCACUUCUUCAACGAGCCGGAGCGGCAGGGGAUCGACCCGGGCGACGCGGCGGCGAAGUGGAAGGCGCAGAUGCUUCCCCUGCGCAGGCAGUACGGCGUGAAGCUGGCGAGCCCGGCGUGCGCGAGCGACCCCGACGGCAUCCAGUGGCUGCAGGCCUUCAUGGGCAAGCUGGGCAGCAGCGAGAAGCCCGACUACGUCAACGCGCACUUCUACACGCUGCAGAACAGCGCGUCGGCCGCCGAGGUCGAGAACGCCAAGGCCUUCUUCAAGCGGCAGCACGACACGUACAAGUUACCGAUGAUCGGUGGCGAGAUCGCGAGCGUCAACCGCGACAGGGCGCAGGUGGAUCUGUUCACGAAGGAGGUGUCGAAGUGGCUCGAUGCCCAGAGCUGGGUGGUCGAGUACGGCUUCUUCGGCGUGUCCACGAAGCCGGCGGACACGUUUGUGAGCCCGGCGGCGCAGCUGAUGGAUGGCAGCGGUGGCUGGACAGACCUCGGAAGAUGGUUCUUUGGGGUAUAGGGGGGGUCAAUUAGGGACGGGCUCGGAGUUGGACUCGGCAGAUUUGGGGGGGAGGAGGGAGGAGGGGGGAUGGGCUAACGUUUAGGUCACACCACCCACGCUCGACAUCGGACAUACUAUGAUACAGUACUAUACCAUUUCGAUU